UCCUGUUCUUGUUCUUGUUAUCCUUGUCAACGACAUCUCCUCAUCAUGGCAACACAGCGCAUGAUUUCCGUCUUUGGCGUCCACGCGGGAGAGCAAACAAGCAAACCCUGCCACGAAAUGAUUGACGAUGAGACAGCCUCGCCAUGAAUAACAAGAUCAUCUUGGUAAGAUGAGUGUGAGAUUCCUAGACCUGGCGCGCUGGUCCUGCAGAAGUCUUCCCGCGCAUGCAUAUGGUGAAAUUCCACCGUCAGGCAAGUCAUUUCCGUGUCAUCGCCCCAAUGCACUCUUCUCGCAGCUUAAUGCAGGAGCUGCUCUAGUGUGCAUAUCGCAAGCCAGUUUCAUCUCUUUCCAAGUGCACAUCAGAUCUCUUGCCAGCGUACGUCGCCCUUCAUCAACGAUGCCGUCGCCGUCGCCGAUGGAUCCUGGUCGUGCUUGCAUCGUCAGCUGCAUCUUCUCGUCCUUCUUCUGCAGCUGCAGCUCUUCCCUCUUCCUUGUUCCUGUUCGCCUCCGUCUCCGUCAGCUACCGCUGGCCUCACGUCUCCGGGAACCGCUGGCUUCAUUGUUCGCUUCUGCAUCCUCGUCUGCUGCAUCGCGCACGCCUAGGGCCACCUCGUUUCAGAGUCGUGAUGCUGGCACUGCCAUUCUCUUCGCUCCUUCCGCAUUGAAUUGUUGCUACGCGCCUUCUAAUACCCUUCAUUUGUGUGCCCUCGUUGAUCGUUGCUAUCACGCCGAGGCCUGAUUUGGUCCUACACUGUCGCUACUGUUCUACAUCGCUCGCUUCCGAAUCGAUCAGCCUACGACUCUACGACACUUUACGCGCGCGCCAUUAAUGAUUAAUAUAUCGAUCAAGGGCAGCUGUUGCCUUUUAUGAUCCUGCUCAUCCAUUCGCUUCCUCUCGAAUUCACUUCCGUCUAGUGACAUGGCCGAACAUCCCGAGCAGCCAUGGCAAUACUACGAGAAGGUACGCGAAUCCCCAAACA
Messenger RNA from Dissoconium aciculare CBS 342.82, 980 nucleotides. RefSeq lists its product as uncharacterized. The coding region runs from base 170 to 739 and encodes 189 amino acids. NCBI's taxonomy places the organism in Eukaryota, Fungi, Ascomycota, Dothideomycetes, Mycosphaerellales, Dissoconiaceae. The transcript has a single exon. The record is from RefSeq and is a predicted model, not a curated record.